AUAACAGGACGGAUGGUGUGUACAUGCAGCUUCUCAACAAAGACGGUCAUACAGUGCAAGUAGAGUAUACAGGACAAGGCAUAUACAUCAAAGAUGGCGGACUGCCUACGUCAUACAAGCUUGACCAGUUUCACUUUCACUGGGGUGCUAUUGACACCCGGGGUUCAGAAAAUAUCAUCGACAACAUCCAUUUUCCCAUGGAGCUGCACAUAGUUCAUCGCCAGAACAGUUCCAACUCAUUUAGAAAUGCAGCUUCUUACCCAUCAGGUCUAGCUGUAAUAGGAUUCUUUUUUAAGGUUGUGGCAGAAGAUAACGAGAGGUUGAACAGGCAUCUUUUACGAUUUUUAUCCAUGGUUAUCCAUACGGACCAGAUGGCUCACAUUCCGGCCUUCGCUUUGUCUGAGAUCCUGCCCGACUUAAACAAUCUGGACUACUACCGUUUCGACGGCAGUCUGACCUAUCCCCCUUGUCACGAGUCGGUCAUCUGGUCAGUGGCCACAGAGUUUAUUCCCAUCUCAAAAUCUCAGUUAAACAUGUUCCGGAACCUCCAAACUCGCGACCAAAAUCCGAUGGUGGAUAACUUCCGACCCCCUCAGAACUUGAAUCAGCGUAGGGUGUACACAACAAAGAAUUUGAAUCAGCGUAGGGAGUACACAGGAAGGAGCCUGGGGGUCGGGAUUACAGCCGGGGAGGGGUGGGUCACAACAAGCCAGAUAAUUUUACUCGCGUACACGACGAGAAAGGUGCUGUACGACCCUCUGCUACCUCGUUUUGAUUUGUCCCAUUAUAACAGGACGGAUGGUGUGUACAUGCAGCUUCUCAACAAAGACGGUCAUACAGUGCAAGUAGAGUAUACAGGACAAGGCAUAUACAUCAAAGAUGGCGGACUGCCUACGUCAUACAAGCUUGACCAGUUUCACUUUCACUGGGGUGCUAUUGACACCCGGGGUUCAGAAAAUAUCAUCGACAACAUCCAUUUUCCCAUGGAGCUGCACAUAGUUCAUCGCCAGAACAGUUCCAACUCAUUUAGAAAUGCAGCUUCUUACCCAUCAGGUCUAGCUGUAAUAGGAUUCUUUUUUAAGGUUGUGGCAGAAGAUAACGAGAAGUUGAACAGGCAUCUUUUACGAUUUUUAUCCAUGGUUAUCCAUACGGACCAGAUGGCUCACAUUCCGACCUUCGCCUUGUCUGAGAUCCUGCCCGACAUAAGCAAUCUGGACUACUACCGUUUCGACGGCAGUCUGACCUUUCCCCCUUGUCAUGAGUCGGUCAUCUGGUCAGUGGCCACAGAGUUUAUUCCCAUCUCAAAAUCUCAG
Physella acuta is the source of this 1313-nucleotide messenger RNA. Its product is annotated as carbonic anhydrase 1-like. Gene Ontology annotation, molecular function: carbonate dehydratase activity; zinc ion binding. Lineage: Eukaryota; Metazoa; Mollusca; Gastropoda; Physidae. Gene Ontology annotation, cellular component: cytoplasm. The record is from RefSeq and is a predicted model, not a curated record.